This is a messenger RNA of Rodentolepis nana, 519 nucleotides long. The record is from the annotation of a GenBank genome assembly. Lineage: Eukaryota; Metazoa; Platyhelminthes; Cestoda; Cyclophyllidea; Hymenolepididae.
AUGCUGAAUGCUGUUUCUAGACCGAAUGCCGACCCAAGGGCGUGUGCAAACAAACCACGAUUCAUUCGAUGUGAGCUUGAGGACAAGGAUCAAUCCUAUUUCCUCAAGAUAGUCUAUGAGGCUUGCCAAUGCUACAUCGAUCCUGUUGACCUCUGCACUGCCAUUAAGCAAUGUUUGGACAAAAAAUUUGGUCCUAUGUGGCACGUUGUUGUUGGUCCCGAAUUCGGAAGUGCAGCGAGUGCUCGGGACUCCGGGGAUACCAAGCCACGCUUUCUUCGAAAGUCACUGGAACCCGAGGAUGAAACAAACUUUCUCUAUCUCGUUCGAACAACCUACACAAAUUACGAAGAUCCAGAAGAUAUGUGCACUGCUUUGAAAAGGCAGUUGGAUGAAGAAUAUGGCCCCACUUGGCACGUUGUUGUGGGUGAUUACUUUGGAAGUCAUUUUGAACACGAACCCAAGAGAUUCUGCUACAUCACGUACAUGGGCCUCUCAUUCCUCAUGUUCAAAUUUGGUUAA